Messenger RNA from Peromyscus maniculatus bairdii (prairie deer mouse), 5055 nucleotides. Lineage: Eukaryota; Metazoa; Chordata; Mammalia; Rodentia; Cricetidae. The record is from RefSeq and is a predicted model, not a curated record.
GCCCUUCUGGGAGGCAGCUCCAUGCACGUAGGGUCUAGGUUUGCGUGGGGGUAAGGCUACCCCCUCACUGAGAGCAGAGACUGAGGAUGGGAAAUGGAGGGCUACUGAGGAUCUUGGUGCUGCCUGUGCCCUGUCCACAGGUGGCGCUUCGGAUCCGUCCGCUCAACAGUACAGAACUGGAGGAAGGGGCCACCGUCAUCGCCCACAAAGUGGGGGACCAGGUGGUUGUGCUCAUGGAUCCAGGCGAAGACCCAGAGGACACACUUCGUGCACACCGGUCCCGGGAACGUACCUUUAUAUUUGACACAGUGUUUGACCAGCAUGCAUCUCAGGAAGCUGUUUAUCAUGCUACCAUCCAGCAUUUAGUGGAGGGCGUCAUCUCUGGAUACAAUGCGACAGUUUUUGCCUAUGGCCCCUCAGGUGCUGGGAAGACCCACACCAUGCUGGGCAUGGACGCGGAGCCUGGCAUCUACCUGCAGACCCUCACUGACCUCUUCCAGGCCAUCGAGGAGACCCAGGACAACAUGGAAUAUAGUGUGUCUAUGUCUUACCUGGAGAUUUAUAACGAAGUCAUCCGUGACCUCCUGAACCCAUCUUCUGGGUUUCUGGAGCUGAGAGAAGAUUCUAGAGGCAGCAUCCAAAUUGCAGGCAUCACAGAAGUAUCCACCUCAAAUGCUCAAGAGAUCAUGCAGCUACUAACCAAAGGCAACCGGCAGCGUACCCAGGAGCCCACAGCUACCAACAAGACUUCAUCCCGCUCCCAUGCUGUACUGCAGGUCACUGUGCACCAGAAAAGCCGAGGUGGCGACCUGGCAGAGGAAGUGCGCCUCGGGAGGCUCUUCAUGGUGGACCUGGCAGGCGCAGAGCGUGCAGCCCAGACUCAGAACCGAGGCAAGAGAAUGAAGGAGGGCGCACACAUCAACCGCUCCCUGCUGGCCCUGGGCAACUGCAUCAAUGCACUCAGCGAGAAGGGCGGCAGCCGCGCUCAGUACGUGAACUUCCGCGACAGCAAGCUCACGCGCCUGCUGAAGGAUGCCCUGGGAGGCAACAGCCGCACAGUGAUGAUUGCUCACAUCAGCCCGGCCAGCACAAGUUUUGAGGAGUCAAGAACCACACUGCUCUAUGCCUACAGGGCAAAGAAUAUCAAGACAAGGGUCAAGCGCAAUCUGCUGAACGUCUCCUACCGCAUUGCACAGUACACUGACGUCAUCUCUGACCUGCGCAGGGAAAUUGAGCACCUCAAGUCAAAGAUUGAGAAGCAGGAUAAGGAGAAGAAAAGUGACCCCAACGUCCUGGAUAUACAAGCAGUCACCAUCCCCCAUGAUGCAGAGGAGGACAGUCGUCUACAGAUGAACAAGAUCCGGGCACAGCUUAUCGGGGCUUUCAAGGAGCAGAUGGAGAUGCGGCGCAGCUUGGUGGAGCUGGAGAAUACCAACAUUGAGCUGCACAUAGACAUGUCUCGCCACCUACUGACCAUUGCAGACUGGGAGCGAGAGAAGACCCACCACCAAGCAAACACGGACAAUGGUGAGAAGGAAGAGGAGCCCGCGGAUGCUGACGGAGAGGAGGCUGAGGCUUCCGAGCCCCCGGAGGUGGCUCUGGCCAGAGAGGAGGUGAACCUGCUCUUGGCUGAACAGCGGAAAACGGCAGCCCUCAAGGCUGGACUAGAGCAGCGCCUGGCCCAUGCCAAGCAGAAGGCCUCACAGAUGGAGAAGCUGCUGCCCAGGCAGGUGACCAGGGAGGAGCAGCGGGAGGUGCUGCAGCUGCUGUGCAGGGCCCACGAGCUGGAGGUGGAGAACACAGAGCUGCAGGCGGACAACCUGUGCCGCAAGAACCUGCUGGGCCAGAAGGACUUCGUGAUCCAGCGCUAUCACCAGCACCGGAUGCUGUGCGAGCAGGUCAUCCAGGGCCAGCGGCAGCUGAUGAAGGACAACGGCAUUUCAGCCCCGGAACCUCUGGAGCAGCAGUACCGACUGUUCCUCCGGGAACUGGGCGAGGGCACAUUGGACCGCCUGCUGCUGCAGCUCUCAGUGAUGUCCAGCUCCAUCCAAGAUGGUCCCAUUAUGAACGUAUCACCCCCACCACCUGAGGAGACCAGUGGAGAGCCUCCAGGUGACAGGCGGGACCUCCCAUGGGGUGCCACAUUUGAGCUGCCCCAGAUGCUCCUGGAGAGAGACAGUGAUGGGAACAGGUCUUCAAAGAACACUCCAUUGUGGAGGCUUGGAAAGCAGGACUCUCUUCUCCCUCCUCCAGCCCUCCGCAUCCUGCUGACACCCCCCAUGCUUGAGAAGCCCCAUGCUCUAGGAGCCAAGAGCCUGGUCUCCAGACUGCAGCCCACAGCUGGCUUGGAGCUGAGAACCCCACAGCCAGCAGGAGAGAUGAGCAGCCCCCCUCUGAGUGUCCAGGCCCUCAAAGAGAUGGCCCUGGGCACCAAGAGCAUCGCCCUCAUAGCAGCCAGCCGUCGCUGCAAAGUGUAUGACAAAGAGGGCAGCUGCCUGGACUCCAGGGACCCCAGCCCUGCAGACUGGAGGUGGCCCCAUGCCAGCCCCAGCAGGGACCGCUCUGUGGAGAGGAAGACAGGGAGGAACAGGUCACCCUCGUUCACCUGGAGCCUGCAACAAACGACGGAGAAACAUCAGCCCUCUACGGAACAUCCAUCCGAGAGCCAACUGUCCCCAGCACACCUCCAGCCACCAAAGCCAUCAGGGAAGAGCUUUUUCCCUGCUGUCCCUGUGGCCUCCAAGAUGAAACCCAGCCUCAGUUUUCACACAGAUGAAAACACACUUCAUGUGCCGGAGGUCAGCUUCACCUUCCCCAGCGCCAUGUGGCAGAGCCACGCAGCCCCAAGCCGGCCUCCCCUCCUGCCACGUGACAUCCGAGGGUCUACAGACAGCAGAGGCCGGCGUCACAGCCCACUGCCACCCAACAAUCCUCCCAAGCUCCAGGGUGGCAGUGCCAAGAGACCAAGGCGUCCUAAGUAGAUGGCAGCAGGAGCUGGGGACCUGGAAGGCCGAGAGUCCUGGGGACGCCAACACUGGACCAGAGAUGGAGAGUGGUACAGGACACAGGGAUCACCUCCAUGGCAAAGGACCUGUCCAAGACCCCCAUUUUGUCUUUGGGCCUUUCUUGGAUCAUUACAGUUGCUGAGGAUGCCCCCUGGGAUAUCCCUGGAUUCCAAUGACUGACAGCCCAUGGCUCACACUCAGGCUGUAGGGGUCCCUCAGAUGGGAUGGAAGAAUAUGUCCCCAUCACCAGCACUGAGCAGUCUGCAGGUGGUUCUGGGGGUGCCAGCACCAGGGGAGACAGGAUGGCUCUUUUCCUCCAAGCUCCCACAAGCUUCCCAAGCUGUCAGCCAUGCUGACAGGGGAGCUGACGGUGGUGGGGAGGCAGGAGGAGACAGCCAGGGCCCGUGAGCUCUGUCUGCUUUGCUUUUACUGGGACCUGCAUGGGGAGGACCUAAGAGGCUUAGGAGUUUGGGUCUAUUGAUACGUUUUAUUUGAGACAGGGUCUCAUGUAGCUCAGGCUGGCCUUGAACUUGCAGUGUAGCUGAGGAUGACCCUGAACUCUUGAUUGUCCUGCCUUCCUCUCUCAACUUUUCAGAUUAUAAGCAUGGGCCAUCACACCUGGUUUAUGUGGUGCUGGGGAUGGAACCCAGGACCCUAUGUGUGAUAGGCAAGUACACACCCUACAAACUGCCACAUUCCCAAGGCUUUCUGUCUUAAAAAAAAAAAAAAUGGCGGGAAAAAGAGGACACAAAAUUGAGUUCCACGUUGACAAGACACUGCCUUGUCUGUUUUUUGUGUUUGAAUUUUGAGAUGUGGGCAGGGUGGAGGGUAGAGGGCUAGGGGCGGGGUGAUCAGGCUGAACAGGCCAGGAGAACACAGUAGUCAAUAGAUUGCUUCUGUGGUUCCUGCCUCUGCCUCUGCCCGAGUUCCUGCCCCAUCUUCCCUCAAUGAUGGCUGACAGCUAUCAGCUGAAAUUAACCCUCUCCUGCCCAAGCUGCAAUUGGCAUGGUGUUUAUCACAGCAACAGAGAGCAGACUGGGACGCUGCCCUUUAUGACCAAGACAGAGGGACGGGAGCUAGGUGGACUGUGACUUCACCUCCUUAGGUGGCAGCCCCUUGACUAGGAAGUAGGUUUUAAACGUGUGUGUACCUACCUGGCCCAGAAAUGUUGAGCAAAUGCCACAGCUGGAUGCUGGGGGUCAUCCCUCCUUCCUGCUGUGACAGCUGCUGCCAGGGAAGCCAUCACCCAUUUGGAUUUUUCCAAGCUGCUUGGGGAGGGGACUCCUAUAUUUGGGGGCUUUGCUGGGACCGCUGUGAGCCCUGUUGAUACCCCCAACUGUGGUGAGGCGGUGGAGGGUGUACCGGCUGGUAUCUCAGGCCCCUCAGGAUCAGGUGCAGCGGGCCCCAAGCCCCACGCUGUGAACCUUCAGAUGGGGUGUAAGGUGACUUGUAAGACUUUAGAGUCACAAGCAAACAUUUCUGUUUGUUUGUUUGUUUGUUUUAAGACUGUUUUCUGGGUAGCCCUGCUUGUCCUGGGACUCACUCUGUACACCAGGCUGGCCUCGAACCCAGAGAUCCACUUGCACAAACUUUUUAAUUGUGAAGAUGUUUCACAAUGUUUAUUAGGAAGAAUGUCACUAACCCACUGGAGGCUUGAGCCUGUCAGUCAUGCCUGAACUCAAAAAGAAAGUGGAAAGAUGGCUGAGUGGGUAAAGGGCCUGCCAUUGCAAUUGUGAGGACCUGAGUUCAGAUCCUCAGAGUCCAUGGAAAAGCUGGUAACAUGAAUAAUGUAUGUCUGUGAUCUCAGUGCUCCAUUUGUGGGAGGGUGGGCUACAAGGGGGAGACAGAAUUUCUGGAAAUUUGUAAGCCACUUGGGGGGCAUAUACAGAAUGAACGGGAAAACCCCGCUUUACACAGAGUAAAAGGCACGGACUGACCCCGGAGGUUGAUCUCUGACCUCCACACAUACCGUGGCACACAAGAAGUUAAAAAAAAAAAAAAAAAAAGCUGGGCAGUGGUGGCGCACACCUUUACUCCCAGCACUUGGGAA